Linum tenue is the source of this 2070-nucleotide messenger RNA. Lineage: Eukaryota; Viridiplantae; Streptophyta; Magnoliopsida; Malpighiales; Linaceae. The record is from the annotation of a GenBank genome assembly.
CUUAACGUCACAAAAAUAUCCUGCCCCGUCCCCCCUCUGUUUCACCUUUUUUACCCUUCCCUUCCGAUUUUCACUCUUCUCCCCUCUGUCUGCUUCGUUGUCGACCACCAUACCUUCCAAAAAAACUAUCCGUCUCCCCCCAAAAAAGCUUUCUUACUAUAUAUUCACACUCUCUUCUCCUCUCUCCCCGCUCCCUCCCUCUCUUUAAUACAGACACAACCGUCCUUAUCCUCCGGCCCAGCCAUUCUUCCGUUCGUCGGCCUGCUCUCCCACCCCUAAGAUCCGACAAUGAGAGAAAUCCUGCACAUCCAGGGCGGCCAGUGCGGCAACCAAAUCGGCUCCAAGUUCUGGGAGGUCAUCUGCGACGAGCACGGCGUCGACCCGACGGGAAGGUACAACGGCGACGAGGCCUCCGAUCUCCAGCUCGAGAGGAUCAACGUCUACUACAAUGAGGCGUCCGGCGGCCGCUACGUCCCCCGCGCCGUGCUCAUGGAUCUGGAGCCUGGCACCAUGGACAGCAUCAGAUCUGGUCCUUACGGCCAGAUCUUCCGCCCCGACAACUUCGUCUUCGGGCAGUCCGGCGCCGGGAACAACUGGGCCAAAGGUCAUUACACGGAGGGAGCCGAGCUCAUCGAUUCCGUCCUCGAUGUCGUUCGCAAGGAGGCCGAGAACUGUGAUUGCUUGCAAGGUUUUCAGGUAUGCCAUUCGCUUGGAGGGGGCACAGGUUCUGGCAUGGGAACCCUUUUGAUCUCUAAGAUCAGAGAGGAGUAUCCCGACCGGAUGAUGCUCACAUUCUCGGUCUUCCCUUCGCCCAAGGUCUCAGACACCGUGGUGGAGCCCUACAACGCCACUCUCUCUGUCCAUCAGUUGGUUGAAAAUGCUGACGAAUGCAUGGUCCUUGACAAUGAAGCACUCUAUGACAUCUGCUUCCGAACUCUCAAGCUCAGCACUCCAAGCUUUGGAGAUCUGAACCACUUGAUAUCAGCAACCAUGAGCGGAGUAACAUGCUGUCUCCGUUUCCCUGGUCAGCUCAACUCUGACCUCAGGAAACUUGCUGUGAAUCUCAUCCCAUUCCCUCGUCUCCACUUCUUCAUGGUCGGAUUUGCCCCUCUCACCUCCCGUGGAUCGCAGCAGUACAUCUCCCUCACCGUCCCUGAGCUGACUCAGCAAAUGUGGGAUGCCAAGAACAUGAUGUGCGCUGCCGACCCCCGCCAUGGCCGGUACCUGACUGCCUCAGCCAUGUUCCGUGGCAAGAUGAGCACAAAGGAAGUCGACGAGCAGAUGAUCAACGUCCAGAACAAGAACUCGUCCUACUUCGUUGAGUGGAUCCCCAACAAUGUGAAGUCGUCCGUGUGCGACAUCCCACCCAGAGGGCUGAAGAUGGCUUCCACUUUCGUUGGGAACUCGACUUCCAUCCAGGAGAUGUUCAGGAGGGUGAGUGAGCAGUUCACUGCUAUGUUUAGGAGGAAGGCUUUCUUGCAUUGGUAUACUGGAGAAGGGAUGGACGAGAUGGAGUUCACCGAGGCAGAGAGCAACAUGAAUGAUCUGGUUGCAGAGUACCAGCAGUACCAGGAUGCUACCGCAGAUGAUGAAGGGGAGUAUGAGGAGGAGCCCGAAGAGUAUGAGGGGUAAGAGAAAGGCUGCAACUUUCUCCCAAUGUUCCGUAUGUCUGUGCUUAAUCGCUAGUUUUUGUGUUCUUCUGGUUUGUUCCUUGUUUCUGGGAGGUUUGUGGAUGAUGUUUGAUGGGAAUAAUUUCCGACCAUUAUUUGCUUGAGGGAGUAUGAGAGGAAGGAGGAGGAGCAGUUUCUUUGUUACUUGCUUUUUUCGUAUUCAAUGGUUGAAUUAUUACUUGGUGUAUGUUUCCUUUUUGUGGGCUAUGGUGGAAAUUUUUCUUGGACUAGAAAUUGGGGAUAUGUUUUUGAGGCUGUUGCUGUCAAUCUUUUUUGAGUUCAUGGAGCUCUUCCUCGAUGUCAGGACUUAUCUUCAAUGCAUCCUAAAAGGGGUAUCAAUGCAAAAUCACUUUUCCCGUUUGUAUAUAUACGAGUUGGUAUUUAGAUUGGUCGUUCACCA